AUGCAAGCGGCACUGCCUCAUGCACUGGAGGCCAUCAUGAAGGUCUAUGAGGAAACUCCAGUCGCUCCUCGUAUGGCUGAGCCAUUGGAAGUCGCGUGGACGGUGGCAAUGUUGUAUGAGGAGAAUGCGGGGUGGCUGAAUGGAUUGUAUGAUCCUGUGACUGGAGGUUCCAUUUUAUCAUGA
Messenger RNA from Botrytis byssoidea, 183 nucleotides. RefSeq lists its product as uncharacterized. The coding region runs from base 1 to 183 and encodes 60 amino acids. The transcript has a single exon. The record is from RefSeq and is a predicted model, not a curated record. NCBI's taxonomy places the organism in Eukaryota, Fungi, Ascomycota, Leotiomycetes, Helotiales, Sclerotiniaceae.